This is a messenger RNA of Dibothriocephalus latus, 513 nucleotides long. The record is from the annotation of a GenBank genome assembly. NCBI's taxonomy places the organism in Eukaryota, Metazoa, Platyhelminthes, Cestoda, Diphyllobothriidea, Diphyllobothriidae.
AUGUACGCACCAUAUGUGAGCCAACCACCACCAGCGGCUGCUGUCCCUAGUGGCACUUGUCUUCCGCCAGCGGGACCCCUACACUACGAUGAAGGCUUCAGUUUCACCAUCACGCAGUUGGCCACUCAGAUUAGCCGUGUCUUCCGCAAUCCCUCCUUGGACAUUCCUGGAAAAGACGCAAUCCUAUCGUCCCUAACCUCCCUUCAGGCAGAACUAGCUAGUGGACGGCUUUCAGCCUCUGUGCAAGUCCUUCUCCGGAACUUAUUUUCAUUUAUUCAACAAAACGACUACGAGCGCGCUAACGAAACAAUCAAUGCACUCAGUUCCAAUCAUGAAAUGGAGCCGGUUAUAGUGGGCACACUUACGCAGCAUUUUCCCUCUACCCAGUUUCUGUUCGGUUCCUCUGGCAAACGGCGUGGUUCUUCCGUUCAGCAGAUAUCCACGGCAUUUGCUUCAGUAGUUUCGUUUCAGUCGGGGCAGCCAUCAGAGCCUCGCGGACCUCCCCUGCGGUGA